CAGAGGAGCAGGAAAGUUUGCAUUUCCUACCAGACACCUUGGCUACCCUUGAAGGCACUGAGGACACCACCAUCAGUGCUAAGGCCCUGGGAAGCUCAGGGGCCCCAGGUGCCAAGCGCUGGUUUGCGGAUACCCAGGCAGAUCUGCAGUGCCUAAUGCCAUGAGCGUGGUAGUGCAGCAUGUGGAGGAGAAAGCUGUGCACUCCUGGUCGAGGAUCUCCACAGCAGGGAAAAAGGCCCUGGAGGAGGCGCUGCUUGUCUUUAACCCCAUGAGCCAGGAUCUCAGUGCCACAGAGGCCCAGCUUGUGGCCUUCCUGCAGGGCCUGCGAGAUGAUGGCUUCCAACCUACCGUCCUGCGCAGUGGUGAUGUCUAUGGGUAUAGUUCGUGUACAGCCAACCCCCCAAGCCAGACAAAGCUACAAGCUCGUGCCCCCACCCCAGCUGCCACAUCACCCCCAACCAGUGCUCCCCGAACUGCCACGCGGCUGCCUGCGGGCCGGGCCACGCUGCUCCCCAUGCCACUGUCUGGCAGGCUGGCCAAAGCAUCCACGCCAGCCCUUGCCAAGCAUGCUACCACCAACCUGCUGCUGAGCUCCCUGAAGCAGUCAAGUGCCAGCCAUGCCCAGGGUGCAGCCGUCGGUUUCCCUGCCCACCUCUAUCCAGGUGUCUACCCUGCCAUGCGGCUCUCGGUCGUCCUUGAGGCCCUGGUUCCACUCAAAACUCCCAUGCCCUGCUUGGGUGCCAAGCACAAGGCACAGUCACUGCAGCUCUCACUUGUAGACUCUCCACUGAAGCUGCGGAAAGGUCCAGGGAAGGGGCCGGGGAACUCCCGGCCCAAAGCUCCCAGAAAGGCCACAAGCAAGGGCCCCAAGUGUCUGACACGCAAAGGCCCCAGGGCUGGACCCCGGCAAGGCACUGGGCCCCAGAACAAGACCUACAAAGCCACUGGGUCCCUCGGUAAUCUGCGAAUGAAAGGUGGCUCUACCCUGGGCACCAAAACAGCCCAGGCCAAGGCAGCUCGAACAGUAGCCAAAGCUGCUCGUGUCCAGGCCAAGGUGGCUCGAACACAGGCCAAGACUGCCAAGGCCAGAGCAAAAGCCAAGACAGCACAGAUCAAGGCCAAAGCCAAGGCAGCACAGAUCAGGGCCAAGGCUAAGGUGUCACGGAUCAAGGCCAAAGCCAAGACAGUGCGGGCCAGGGCCAAGGCUGUGCGGGCCAAGGCCAAGGUGGUUCGGACCCAGCCCAGGGGCAGGGGCAGGCCAAAAGGGUCUGUCCAGGCCAGGACUGCAAGGAGGGGCCAGAAAGGCCACCCUGAGACUGGGGGACAGAAGAGGAAAAGGGCUGAGGAGGCAAAGGAUCUUCCUCCCUGGAAGAGAACAAGGCUUGGGCCCCGAUCUCCUAAGGCAUGGUUAGGGCCUGGAACAGCAAAGCUGCUGAAAUUCCGGGUCAUCAAGGUGGACAGGCGGUCCUCGGACGAUGAGGUGCGGCAGCGGGCUCAGCGGAUCCUCCGUGUGAACCUAUCCCCUGUAAUUCGGCUCCAGCCAUUGCUGCCGUACUCGGUACCCUGAUUCCUUCACAUAGCUGUGUUUGGGGAAAUUGAGCCCAAUUGUCUGUGUAGCGAGUGGCACAGUGUGCAAUGCCCAUGGACUCCACAACCCCAAGGACUCCAGGUGCCUCUCCAGUGCCCCGAGAGCCACCAGCCUCCUUUCAGAGAUUGAAAGAUGUGGGGUGGGGAUGGGUGGGCGGGAGAGGGUGUUCUCAUGGCGCAAUGCACUGUGACUUGUUACUCUUCAAGUUGUACGUCCACUAUUCCAUCUAUCACGUUUUAUACCUUUCCACCUU
Ceratotherium simum simum (southern white rhinoceros) is the source of this 1841-nucleotide messenger RNA. NCBI's taxonomy places the organism in Eukaryota, Metazoa, Chordata, Mammalia, Perissodactyla, Rhinocerotidae. The record is from RefSeq and is a predicted model, not a curated record.